AGAAUACGUAUCGGCAAAUCCUUCCAUAAAAAAUCGGUAAUGCGAUUGCGAACUCUUUACAAACAAACCUCCCGAUGUAAUUAGACGUUAGAAAAAGUAAAAACACCAUAAAUGGUUGCGAACGAUAAGAAAUUGUUGCUUAUCCAUUUUAAUGUUUAAACAUUUGGUAAAUUCCAGAACAAUGCAACGUAAUGCCGCAUUUUUAACCAUUUUGUGCAUAUUUUUGUGUUUAACUUUCAACUACACCUUCCCGCUGCACAGAGAGGGUUCCUCCAAUGUGUUCAGAGAUGUAUAUGGUAAUCAUUCCAAAAUAUGCACCAGAAGCGAUCAUCACGACAAUAUGUUAGACAGAACUAAAAAGAUGGGCAACAAAUUAGACAAUGUAUUCAAAAGAUUCAAAGACUCGACACAAGAUUUGUCAAGAAAUAUUCAAGCACGUCUCACCAAUGUGAAAAACUCUUUAAGUGAAGAAGAUCUACGACAAUAUGAACAACUUGUGAUUAUGAAAAAGUACCCCUAUCUAGAUCUUAAAGAAAUAGAAUUCAAAUUCAAUAGUCCACCCGAGAAAACGGCCAGGCAAAGUGUAAAAUACGAUGCAGGAAGAAACAACGUUGGCGACCCCAGUUUUUGUGAACCUUUAGAUGAAUCACCAAGUGUAGAAAUAAUAAACAGGGGUCUCACUGGAUUUGCAAUACCAGCAAAAAUUGUAAAAAAUACUAAGUUAUUGGAGGCUAAGUUAAAAUUUAACAAUAUGAAGGCUUUUGAGGACAGUACAAAUAAGCAAAAUGCUAAAUUAGCGUUUUCUGCAAAUUCUGCAACACAUUCCAACACACAGGAUCGACUUCGUGGUGAUUCUGGGUUUUACGAAACCUAAUGUUUAAAAUAAACUCAAAUCAUUUACUAACUAAUAAUUCCCUUGUUUCAAUUUAUAUGAUAGGUAGCCAACGACCCUAUUCACAUAAUUUACAUAGUUAAGUUAUUAGCAUUGCCCAUGGAUAUCUGCAACACUUGAGAG
Messenger RNA from Spodoptera exigua (beet armyworm), 1015 nucleotides. NCBI's taxonomy places the organism in Eukaryota, Metazoa, Arthropoda, Insecta, Lepidoptera, Noctuidae. The record is from the annotation of a GenBank genome assembly.